AGGAGACUUCUGCUUACCUGUCAGUUGUAGUCAUUGCUAAAUUCAUGUAAUUUGGCUACUUGUGAGGCAGACCCCUGUCCUGACAGGAGGGAGUAUCUUGAGCUGUUUGUAGUGUUUUUUAAGCAUGGACAGUGAGGGGAGAAAAGUGGUGGUCUGUGACAAUGGGACAGGGUUUGUCAAGUGUGGCUUUGCCGGAUCCAACUUCCCUGAGCACAUCUUCCCCGCCAUGGUGGGUCGACCAAUCAUACGAUCUACCACCAAAGUGGGCAACAUCGAGAUAAAGGACCUGAUGGUGGGCGAUGAGGCCAGCGAGUGUCGCUCCAUGCUGGAGGUGUCCUACCCCAUGGAGAACGGUAUGGUGCGCUGCUGGGAGGACAUGCUCCACCUGUGGGACUACACCUUUAGUCCCGAGCGCCUGGACAUCAACCCGUCAGAAUGCAAGAUCCUGCUGACUGAGCCGCCCAUGAACCCCACCAAGAACCGGGAGAAGAUCGCAGAGGUCAUGUUUGAGAAGUACCAGUUCCACGGCAUUUACGUGGCAAUCCAGGCUGUGCUCACUCUCUAUGCUCAAGGUUUGCUGACCGGUGUGGUCGUCGACUCUGGGGAUGGCGUCACCCACAUCUGUCCGGUGUAUGAGGGCUUUUCUUUACCCCACCUCACACGCAGGCUGGACAUCGCAGGACGUGACAUCACUCGCUACCUCAUUAAGCUCCUGCUUCUCCGCGGCUACGCCUUCAACCACACGGCCGACUUUGAGACGGUGCGCAUGUUGAAGGAGAAGCUCUGCUAUGUGGGAUACAACAUCGAGCAGGAGCAGCGCCUCGCCACAGAGACCACAUACCUGGUGGAGUCGUUCGUGCUCCCUGAUGGCCGGCAGGUGAAGGUGGGUGGAGAGAGGUUCGGGGCUCCUGAAGCUCUCUUCCAGCCUCAUCUCAUCAACGUUGAGGGAGCAGGAGUGGCUGAGCUGCUGUUUAACACCAUCCAGGCUGCAGACAUUGACCUCAGGGCAGACUUCUAUAAGCACAUUGUCCUGUCAGGAGGGAGCACUAUGUACCCCGGCCUUCCAUCCAGACUGGAAAGAGAGAUCAAGCAGCUCUACCUGGAGAGGGUGCUGGACGGGGACACUGAGAAACUAUCAAAGUUUAAGAUCCGCAUUGAGGACCCUCCCAGGCGUAAACACAUGGUGUUCCUGGGCGGCGCGGUGCUGGCCAACAUCAUGAAAGACAAGGAUUCCUUCUGGCUGAGCCGGGCAGAGUACGAGGAAAAAGGCCUGGGAGUGCUGCAAAAACUGGGGGGUGGAGUCAGAUAAAAAUGAAACAUCACCCAAAUAUUUCAAUUUUUAUAUCAACUUCUCGCCUCUCAUAGGCUUGAAAGGUUGGAAAAUCGUGCUCCUUCAUUCCCACUAGUGCUGGAACAGUUGCGAAAAAAACAGUUUUGAUAGUCGAUUCAUUGUCUUUCAUCAACAUUCUCUUGUUUCUGCUUCUCAGAUGUGAAGAUAUGCUGCUUUUCUCUGUUUAUAUCAUUGCAAAGUGAACAUUAUGUUUGGGUUUUGGACAAAACAAGCAGUUUGAAACUGUGAAACUUUGAAACUUUCUGACAUUUUAAAGAUUAAAGAGUCUCAGGUAUC
Molecule: messenger RNA, 1627 nt
Organism: Chelmon rostratus (copperband butterflyfish)
Lineage: Eukaryota; Metazoa; Chordata; Actinopteri; Chaetodontiformes; Chaetodontidae
Exons: 9
Coding region: 125-1309 (394 amino acids)
Biological process (GO): Arp2/3 complex-mediated actin nucleation
Cellular component (GO): Arp2/3 protein complex; actin cortical patch
Molecular function (GO): actin filament binding
Source: RefSeq, a predicted model, not a curated record